ACUCACGGUCAGACAUUCUCAUUCUUUAUCAAUACCUCACCAACAUUAAUUUGUAUUUCAUAAAGUCGAACGCCCUUUAGUGCCAAAAAACAGUGGCGCUAUAAUAUGGAACGAAUUCUCAUAGUCUACGGAAUUUACCAGGAGGCGGUUCCAUUCCAAAAGAAUCUUAGUUUGAUGUUUUAUCUGGUAUUUAUGUACAAAAGUUAUAAUCCCCCUGUUAUUCCCACAAUUUGCCCAGACUCAGAUCAUCUUGGUUUCUUCAGGAGUUUAAUUGAUACCGGCGAUGGGGAAAUUCUUCUCUAUAAAUAAUAAUAAUAUAUUAUGCUAUAGCCGAAAUCUGCUCAAACAGGCGGAGCAGGAUUUACGUAAGUCAGGCUUUAGUGCCUCACGACUAUAAUUGCAAAUGUACUUUUUCUCUUUAAUUAAAAAGUCAUAUUUUUUAAGCACAAAAAACUAUCGCGGCUAACAAUGUGCAUUCACUACAUGAUGCUAUUCUCGAUCCCUUGCACAAUCAAUACUUAGUACAAUGUGUAACAAAGAUCCGAGUGUAGAGAAUCUUUGCUUUGUGUAGUCGGAUUUAGAAAAAUCCUGGCACAAAACUCUUAGGCCAAAAUGGCUGAUGUUGUGAAGCCUGAUUCAUGUGUUGUGCUUGUCUUGCAAAGUUUUCUUCUGUAUUCUCACGCUUUCUGAACAUGAUGUUAGAAGUAUCGACUGCAUGGAACCAAGGAAUAAUUAUAUUAUAGCUAUAAUGCAUUGUAUAGCCUAUAACGAAUGGUAUUCAUUUGUUCAUAAAACUUCUUCUGGACGAGAAUCAACAAUAUUUCUUGGUUCGGCCUAGCCUGAGAGCUGCUAAUAUUUACAUUGCCAGAAUGGACCCCCUUCAGGAUUCCAUGAGAGACCAGCCCAACCCUGGAACCACAGAGUUAUCCAUCAGUCAAAUUCUCUCUGAGUUCAAAUCAACUCUCUCGAGGAGGAAUACCAACUGCAAAGGAAAACUCACCAUUACUCUAGGUGAAACUUCAGGAGUUGAUAUAAAAUUUCAGCCACAUCAGACAGGAACAUUGGGCACUCAAAGUUAUCUACCACCUACCAAUUCUUCAGAAAAUCAAAGAGCGUAUGAACAAAGAUUCUUAGUGCCCCAGACAACUCUUAGAAGCUCGUUGUGUCCACAGCAGAAUUACAUCCCGACUGUAGCUGAUCACAGUGCAUCUAGAGAAGAUUCCACGGCUGGAUGGUUGUCAAAGAACAUUCCUGUCUCUCUGUUGUCAGACUCGCAUGUUGAUAACCCAGCAGGACCAGCAGUUGUAUACAAUCAUCCUCCAGCAAUGGGAUUCACCACUUCAAACAUUCAUAGUUCCCAAGAAUUAACUUCUGUCUCUUCAGGUAUACAACUAAAAAGUUUAGAAAAUGCAUGUCUUCCGAGCAUAUCAUCAUCUCAUAUAGGACACUUCCCAACAAGCUUACCCACGUCAGCUCUGACUAGCCUUCCGCCUUUCGAGAAGAUCAUUGAACAACGGUUUCCUCUUCUGAUGAGCAAUUACUCUCAGCCUGAAAGUAUGACAUCGUUUCAAGACAUCACUUCUACUUUUUUAUUUAACAACCCUCCUCAACUGACAACGUCACCAACUGGCCCAAAAAUUUUGGAGGACUCAGCACAGUAUCAGCACGUUCUUGAUGAUAAUAACCAUGCUCUUGGUGACAAUCAAAGGAUGGAGAAUCUAUUGAAUGAGCAGACAACUUCCCUCUCUAUGGAGCACCUACCACCUUCUUGUACUAGACAACAAAAUGUGAAUGAUGUGCCAAAGCUAGCUAGGCAGCAUAUGGUUGAGAGAAAUUUUGUUGUUGAUUUCCCUACCCAUCCUAAGGAAAGUGGAGAGGACUCUGUCCGAAUUUCUACUUCACAAGAACACCCUGCUUUAUCAAAAGGGCCUAUACCGGAGAAAGUUUUGUGUCCUUCCAGUGAAAGUGAGAAAAAGUCUCCAUCCGAGCAAUCCUGUCAGAGAAAUAUUACAGUGGAAGACUUGAAAAGUGGAAAAGUAUCGACGGAGGAUUUGAGGAGCAUGUCCCAUGAUGAAUUAAUUGCUUUGUUGGUACUAGUAAUGGACUUUUUUAAUUCAUCAGGAGAAUCCACCCUGAAAAAGUCAAAGGAAUGCGAGUCUAAAAGCAGAAAAGUACCAGAACCCCUGAAGAAUGACAGUGACUCUGUGAGCAAAGAAGCAGCACAGGUCCACGAGGAGCAAUCUGCUGCUGUUAAAGCAAAUAUUGAUUCCCCUGCUGCUGCAACAAGACCGAAACGUAAGACUUACAAGCCCCUCAGGACUGAUCAGGAUGAGAUGACAGAAAUUGAUAGUGGAAAAGGGAAGUUUUCAUUUUCAGUUGAUGGCGGUUUGGUACCACCACUUGCACCACAAGAAGAUGACAAAAUGCUCAGAGGAAAUCGCAGAGUUAAGAAGAAGGCUUUCAAUGCCCCAGAGAAGAACUCGAAAUCUGAAGAUAUUGACACUCCUACACAACCUUUAAAAAAGAGAAACAGACUUCGUGCAAUAAUUAAAAAUGAUGACGCUGAUCAAGUGAUUAGUUUUGAGGAAAAAACAAACUCUAAUGAAAUUAUUGAUCAAGAGACCAGCAAUAUUGAAAUGGAGGCUGGGAAUGUAACUGCUAAUUCUAGAACUUUCAAGAAAGUAGCACGAAAGAGUUCUGAAAGGAAGGAGAAAUGUUUUACAUGCAAAGAAUGUUUUAAAAGUUUUUCAAGCAAACUCUUAUAUAGACAACAUGUUAGAACCCACUCCACAGGGUAUCAGUGUGACGUAUGUGGGAAGACUUUGAAGACCAAAGACUCUUUGUAUCAUCAUCACCGGGGCUUGCAUAGUAAAGACAAGCCAUACCAGUGCCGAGAGUGCAAUGCGUCUUUCAGUUUUCACCACAGUUAUAAACUGCAUCUUCAGAGACAUAAAGGAGAACGACCUCAUAAAUGUGGUAUUUGCCAUAAAACUUACCUCACAUCAAACCAUUUGAAGGUGCACACAGAAGCAGCCCACGGUAUAGGGAGUAAAGUUUGCAAAAUAUGUGGUAAAACAUUUUCCUAUAGCAGCAGCCUCAGAUUACAUCUUUACUCACACUCUGAGAACAAACCCCAUAGAUGUGAUAAGUGUGGCAAAAGUUUUAGUACAAAGCAAUCUUUACGAGCCCAUUUGUUGACUCAUGAAGAAAGUAAAAAUUUCCCAUGCAAUAUAUGUGGGAAAUUUUAUAAAUCGGAGCACUCAAGAAGUAUUCACUGUGAAAGGCAUAAAAAUCGAAUAAAGAAAUUUAUGUGUGAUAUUUGUGGAAAGGUGUUUCUCUUUAAAAGUACUUUGAAAGCUCACACUGCCACUCAUAGCAAAGCAAGACCUCAUGAAUGUCAAAUUUGUGGAAAGUCCUUUAAGUCAAAAGCAUCCCUAUAUACUCACAAAUACGUCCAUAAGGAUACUUAUCCAUUUCUGUGUGGUAUAUGUGGUAAAUCAUUCAAGUCAAAGAACUGUUGUGCAGCUCAUAUGAAACGACACGAAAAUAAUGAAAAACAUGUUUGCCAAACUUGUGGUAGUUCGUUCCCAGACAAAGGAGGGCUCACAAAGCAUAUGAAAACUGUUCAUUUACCAAAGAAACACUUUACUUGUACCAUAUGUGGGAAAAAAGGAACAAGAGCAGAUAAUAUGAGGACUCAUGUGAAAAGCCACCGAGCAGAAAUCAGUGGAAAUCCUAACCCAAUGGAUUUUAUUCUGGAAGAGUCUGUAAAUGAUAUGACUAGCAGUCAAGCACAAGUUAUCAUAGUGCGCCCAAGGGUACGAACUUCUGGACUUAAAAAUAAUCGUAAGCUUUAUCCAAAGGAAAAAGAAGAAGAUAAAGAUAAAGCUGCACUUGUUUCUGAAAAUGACCCCAAGGAAAGGCCAUCAGUCUCUAAAGGUGCUGCUUGUGUGAAGAAUGAACACCACUUAACAGAAAAUUUGCAACCAAAUAUUUUGGUAGCCCCUCCCACAGAUCCGCAACAGUUUCCUCAGCAGACAUACAUGUUGUCUCAUAACCCCAGCUAUCCACAGCAUGCACAGAGCACCCAUCUUUCAGAAAUGACUCAACAGUUCCAGCCAGCCCUUACCCACCAGCCUCAACAUCAUGUGGGCCAUGACAAAGUGCCGUCAUACCUGACGUAUCUUUACCAUCACGAUAUGGCAUCUGACGGUCACAGCAGCGGUAACACCCCUUUGGGCCCACCAAUGUCGAGUCUACUGUCAGCAAUGACACCAUUGCCAGAGAAUGAUGUCACAGGAACUACUCAAAUCUCAGUGUCAGGAUACAACAGCAACACUAUCCAUUCUUUCCAUGCUUCACUUUCAGAUGGGCACAGUCAGGCUGGUCCUAGAGUACUCGGCUCUUUGUACACAGACAACAUGCCUAUGUCUAGUGGUUUGCCUCACCUUCACCAAGCUGUCAAUCAAUCAGGCCCCAUGCACGACUCCAUUCUUCUAGAACAUGAGCCAACAAUGGCUCAGCUAACAGAUGCAAAGAACUCUGUUGUUUUUCAUGGUGGCUCCUCAACACACGGAAUUGUUGAGAGUGGUCACUGAGUAGUGAAUUAUGUUAUUACAGUGCACAUGGUGUUCAACUUACAUGUAUUACAUGCUUAGUUUGUGGGAUGAGAUGAAAGUGGUGAGAAUACAGAGAGAGAGAAAAUUUUAGGUGAGCUUAUGUGCUUAUUAUUUUUAUGUGUGGACAUUAUGUCAUCAAGAUAGUAUCAAUGUAGGCCUACCAGCUAAUCCUUUGUGAUAGAGUUACCAAAUUAAUUAUCAUGAUCAAGUAUGGUCUGUUUAUUAUUAGUCAGGGAUCAAAUUUGUAGUUUUUAUACUUUGAUACAUUUUUAUAGGUAUUAUUAAAGUAGGCCUAUCGAGAUCCAAACUUUGCAUUCCACGAAAACUUUCUCUUAAGAUGAAGCUGUACUAGUCAAAAGAUUGUAGAAAAACUACAGUUAAACAUAAUAAUAAUACAUGUAUUUUUAUAUAAUCCCUGCUUUUUUAUCUUUUGUGAAUUCACAAUGAUUUGAGUCAUAAGUCCAGUGAUAUUGUUAUGGUGACCAAGAUGUUUCCUAUUCUGCUGCAAAUACUUGACUGUUCCAAGCAGUAUACAAUGAACCGGAACCCGCUUAAACCAAAGCAGUGGCAAAUCUAAAGAUCUUAAGAAAGUAGAAUCCCCAAUUUUUUUUCCCUGUUGUUUUCGCAAUCAUUCGAAACUUAAAGCAUGGCUCAACUUUUAAAAAUCAGUGAGUCCUGCAGAUUUCGAUUAAGACACCACCAUACUUUUGAACAUUAGUGAGAGGAUUCUUUUCUGAGUUUUGUGGCUCACACUGUGCUUCUAUUCUUUUGAAACUAAUGAAGCUGCACCACCUUGGCUUGGUUGACUAUGCUUUAAGGUUAAAUCAAGUGGCACACAAACAAGAAUGCUUUGUUGACCAUUGACAUAUAUUUGUGCUCCACCUGUUUUGCAGUGCUCACCCCUUUUCCUGUCUUCCACCUCAGGCUGUCUUUGUUUUCCCGUAAUCACUUUGAAUACAACCUGUGAGAUGGCUAUACAUGUAUUCUGUGAAUGCACUUUCUACCCAUCCCUCUCUUUUGGAACAACUUUUGUUAGUGUUGAAAUGUUGCAACUUGCACACUUGGAAUUGGAACCCAAUAUAUGAAUUGAAUUAUUAUUAUUAUUAUUAUUAUUACUAUUAUUAUUAUUAUUAUUAUUAUUAUUAUUAUUAUUAU
Molecule: messenger RNA, 5774 nt
Organism: Aplysia californica (California sea hare)
Lineage: Eukaryota; Metazoa; Mollusca; Gastropoda; Aplysiida; Aplysiidae
Product: paternally-expressed gene 3 protein
Exons: 3
Coding region: 870-4598 (1242 amino acids)
Biological process (GO): regulation of DNA-templated transcription
Molecular function (GO): DNA-binding transcription factor activity, RNA polymerase II-specific; RNA polymerase II cis-regulatory region sequence-specific DNA binding
Source: RefSeq, a predicted model, not a curated record